AUGUACAAGUCGGCGUUGGACCCUUCAGGGGCGCUGGAGUUUGCCUUCGACCCACUACGGGCGCUCCAUGCUCACGAGGAUUCACGUUUGCAAUGGCCCGAGUAUCCAUACAAGCAGGUGACGAUCGAUCGUAGACUGGAGCUCUACUUCAAAUUGAGCAGUACGAUCGAGAAAAUGAAAACGAUCAAACCGGGUGGAAGGAGCUGGAACGGCGAUUCCUUGAAGAACGAGCAGCAUUUCGACAGGCCAAGAGAGUUUAUUCGAAGUGAAAAGGCCAAAGUGGUGAGCAUUUUAGACGCUCAAGCUGCAGGCGAGAGAGCGCAACAGGAACAAGAUGAACUCGCUGCAUGGGGAGCUAGACAAAUUGUAAAACGAUACGAAGACGGCAACAAAUAUGAUGGAGAUGGCGUCACGGAGAAUGGUGUGUCGAUUCCUCACGGCUAUGGUACGCUGUGGGUGCCCGAAGAAAAAUACACCACAACUGUAGGGCGGGCUGCGGAUAUAAAGCGAGUGAUUCGGUACGUUGGCGAGUGGAAAAAUGGCUUGAUGUAUGGCAACGGCACGUACUUUUGGGCUUCGGGCGAGUCGUGGAAAGGGAAUUUUAUCCGUGAUGAAAUGCAGGGUAAAGGUGUUUACACUAGCAGCGAAGGAGACUCAGACGAGCCCAAUAGUAGUCGAGAUACUGGACGUGAUGGAAAGAAAACCGAGCAGGAAUUGCGACCAAAUCAACGAAUUCGCUACUUUGAUGCAGGUCAACAUGUAUGUUGGGGCGAUGAGCUGGUGUGUGGCUGUCGCGUUCGGCUCUUUAACAACCGACAUUUCGGUGACCCGCUCGUGUCAGUAGUGAAACGAUCUAAUGUGGGACUGGAGGUGGAAACGGAGGCGGUGGUUGUCCGCUAUGACCCGCAAACAGACCGCCAUCUUGUUCGCAUGGUUGAGACUGAAAAAACGCGGUGGAUCUCGCUCUCUAACUCGAAUUUCCGAGUCUUGGCUUCUCGACCGAUAGCACGCUUCCUAGAUGAGUAA
Phytophthora nicotianae INRA-310 is the source of this 1026-nucleotide messenger RNA. RefSeq lists its product as hypothetical. Bases 1 to 1026 code for a protein of 341 amino acids. The record is from RefSeq and is a predicted model, not a curated record. The transcript has 2 exons. NCBI's taxonomy places the organism in Eukaryota, Oomycota, Peronosporomycetes, Peronosporales, Peronosporaceae.